This is a messenger RNA of Chelonus insularis, 5026 nucleotides long. Its product is annotated as dual oxidase 2-like. Bases 83 to 4972 code for a protein of 1629 amino acids. The transcript has 11 exons. The record is from RefSeq and is a predicted model, not a curated record. Gene Ontology annotation, biological process: response to oxidative stress. Gene Ontology annotation, molecular function: heme binding; peroxidase activity; calcium ion binding. NCBI's taxonomy places the organism in Eukaryota, Metazoa, Arthropoda, Insecta, Hymenoptera, Braconidae.
AUUCAGCAACUCAGUUUCCUUUGCUCUAAUCAGCAGACUGUACUCAAAUGACGAAUACGUUGAUAUUGUUCUGUAAAAAAAAAUGUCGAAGUUAGAAACGGUAUAUAUAUUAUUGAUAUUUUAUUUAUGUAAUUUUAAUGUGCAUGCUCAGUCUCAGCCACCGGAUACAGAUAAAAAUCAACAAAAUGAAUAUUCAACAUCUGAACCUGAGUUCAGCGUCCCAAUUGAUACAUCUGUGUCAGAAAACCAUCCAAGAAUUCUUCCAGAAGAAAUUGAUAGGACAGUGUAUCUAGAAGAAUUGAUAAGUGAUGAGUCAUCAUCACAUACUUUAACUGAGUACCCAGGUUACGAUGGAUGGUAUAAUAAUAUAGGGACACCUGAUCUAGGAGCUGUAGAUACACCUUUAUUAAGAAGAUGGCCAGCAGCUUAUGAAGAUGGAGUUUAUAAACUCCGAAAAAACCGUCCUAAUCCAAUAGAACUUAGUGAUAGAUUAUUGAAAGGGACAAUUGGAAGUCAAUCUCGAACAGGAAAAAAUGUGCUGAUGGUUUUCUUUGGGCAACAUAUUGUCGAGGAGAUUUUAGAUGCUCAAAGACCUGCAUGUCCACCAGAAUACAUAAACAUAGAUAUUCCAGAAGGACAUAAUUAUACAAAAAAAACAGGUCAUACCAAAAUGCCAGUUUUAAGAACUCGUUAUGAUCAAACUACAGGACACUCCCCAAAUAAUCCUCGUCAGCAAUUGAACGAAAUAACGCCAUUUUUGGAUGGAGGAUUAAUUUAUGGAACAACCAAAGCCUGGUCCAACUACUUAAGAAUGUAUUCCAAUGGAAAAAUGGAUCCUAAUGGACUUCUUGCUUCUUCUCAUGGAGAAAAAUUUCCAGAAUAUAAUACUGUUCGUUUACCAAUGGCAAAUCCUCCACCUCCAACUCGCCAUAAACUAUACACUACUCGUCACUACACAGAAGAAGUCGAUAGAUUUUUCAAACUCGGUAAUCCUAGAGGAAAUGAAAAUCCCUUCCUACUGACUUUUGGAAUUAUUUGGUUUCGAUGGCACAAUAGUAUUGCAAAACGAUUAAAAAAUAUACAUCAAGAAUGGGGUGGAGAAAAAAUAUUUAAUGAAGCUAGAAAAUGGGUCAUUGCAUCUCAACAAAAAAUCGUGGUCUAUGACUGGUUACCUCAAUGGCUAGGAAUGAAUCUUUCUGACUACGAAGGAUAUGAUGCGUCUGUUAAUCCACAAAUCGAUCAGUUUUUCCAAUCAGCUGCUUUUCGGUUUGGUCACACGCUAGUACCUGCUGGAGUUUAUUUGAGAGAUUAUGGAGAAUUUGGAUGUAAAUUGAAGCUGAGCAAACGAGCUAUCAGAACUUGCAAUAAUUAUUGGAUGUCUGAGAAUGGACUUUUUGAUAAAUUUCAAAGACUAGAGGGAGCAAUAGACGUAGAAAAGCUUCUUAUGGGAAUGGCAGUGCAAUUAGCAGAAGAAGAAGAUCACAAAAUCGUAGAAGAUCUUCGAGGAAGCGUUUUUGGACCAUUAGAAUUUUCCAGGCGUGAUCUUAUGGCUUUGAAUAUCCAACGAGCUCGAGAUCAUGGAGUACCUGAUUAUAAUACAGCAAGAAAAGCUUAUAAUUUACCAAGAGUUAAUAGUAUUGAUCACUUUAGAAACGUUCAUCCUAAAAUUAAAGAAGAAUUUUUGACAAUGUAUAACAGUUCAUUCGAUGAUAUUGAUAUUUGGAUUGGUGGAAUCCUUGAGACUGAAGAUGGUCCUGGUGAAUUAUUUAGAACAAUCAUAGCUGAUCAAUUUGAAAGAAUUAGAAAUGGAGAUAGAUUUUGGUUUGAAAAUACACAUAAUGGAUUAUUUACACCAGAAGAAAUCGAAAGAAUUCAAGAUUUGACUUUUAAUCAAAUUCUACUGACUGUUACUGAUGUAGGAGAGCUUGAUUUUCCUGCUAAUAUUUUUAAAGUUCCUGUUUCGAUUGAUGAUAUUAAUAUAAAUUGUACUCGAUCUCAAACAAUAGUAGAAGGUAAUUGUAAAACUUUUGAUAAUAUUAAAAUAAAUUGUUUUCAUGCUCCACCAGUUACUGAUGAAGUUGUGGAUGCUUGUACUGAUCCAGAAACAUAUGAUUAUUUUGAAAACAGUGAAUGGUCAUUUUGUUUUACACUAUCUGGAUUAUUUCUAUUCUUUGUCAGUUUUACAGUUUUUUUAUUUUGCCAAAUACGAAUGAAAGAAAAUAAAAAUAUUGGAGUAAAAAAAAUUGAUCAACAAAAAAGCCACAUGAACUUGAAUGAAUCAUCAAAUAUUUAUACAGCUAAUGAAUGGAUUGGAUAUAAAUCAUCCACCAGACCAGUUAUAAUAGCUUUCAAUGGGAAUACUAAGCAAAUCAUUGUGAAAAAUCAAUUAGGAGUUAUAUUACGAGCUUUAGAUCUUCAUGGAUCAAGAAAAAUUACAUUAUACGCUGGACAUAAUUGUCAAUAUUUGCUUAUAAGAAUUGAACAUAAUUACGAUCUAGUUCUGAAAUUUGCUUCAGUAUUUCUACGAAACCACAUGAUCGCAUCAUUGGAAAGAUUCUUGAUGAACAUCAAUAUAGAAAGAGAACUUGUUUCUCGCAUUACUCUAAAAGCUAUUCUCAAACAAGCUGUUACUAUAAAAGACAGACGUAAGAAAAUCGAAAAAUUUUUUCGGGUUGUUUUUGCUCAGGCUUUUAAUAUUGCUCAUUCAGAAGAUGAAUUAUUACUUAUUGACUCCAAAGUGGCUAAGGAGGUUAUUUAUACUGAAUUAACAUUGUUAGAAUUUGCUGAAGCUCUUAGUAUGAGAGUAGAUUCUGAAUUCGUUAAAAAGAUUUUUAAUUUAGUAGACACAGACAAAAAUGGAUUCAUUUCGUUUCGUGAAUUUUUAAAUAUGUUGGUUCUCUUUUUGAAUGGUACAGCUGAUGAUAAAUUAAAAUUAAUGUUUGACAUGUAUGAUAUCAAUGGAACAGGACAACUAAAGAGGGAUGAUUUCGCUCAAAUGUUGAAAUCAUUUAUGGAAACAGUAAAUGUAGACAUUUCAGAUGUAGAACUAGAAUCUCUUAUCCACUCAAUGAUGGAUCAAGCUCAAAUAGCUUCUAAAGAGACAAUAGAUCUAGAAGAUUUUAAAAAUAUCCUAGGAGAAUUCAAUGAUAAGCUUAGUUAUGCUGAAUUAGAAUUUAAAAUAAAUGCUGAUGGCACGAACAGAAAAUUACAUGCUGGAAAGAAAACAGUCAGAUCUACAUUCAUUGGAGAAGUAAAACAAACAAUAGAAAGUUUAUAUGCUGAUCCUAUUGAUCUUAAAUCAAGAGUGGAAGGAAAAAUCGAAUACAGACCCAAAGCUCCAGAUAAAAAAUCUCGAGAAAUUGAUGAAAAUAAAAAUAUUAUUCAACAUUCUCAGCAAAAAGAGAGUUAUUGGAAGCCUCUAAUAAAGUAUAUUGCUAAUAAACAGUUGCAAAUAUUUUGGUGUACUUUAUGGACUAUCAUUCUAUUUGGAUUUUUUGCUGAAAGAGUUUAUCAUUAUUCUGUAUUGAAUGAGCAUCGAGGAUUAAGACAAAUAUUGGGGUACGGAGUAGCAAUAACUCGAGGAUCAGCUUCAGCUAUGAUGUUUUGUUAUUCCGGCAUGUUACUUAUGAUGUGUCAAAAUAUUAUUACUAUUUUAAGGGAUAGCGUUCUUCAGUAUUAUAUUCCAUUCGACUCUGCCCUUGAAAUGCAUAAGUACAUGGCUUUUUGGGGAUUAACUUUUACUUUUUUCCAUGUCAUUGGUCAUGGAUUUAAUUUCUAUCAUAUUUCUACACAAACUGCAGAUGACUUGACUUGUUUAUUUCGAAACAAUUUCCAUGCAUCUCAUGAAUUACCAAAAUUUCACAACUGGGCUUGGUUAACAACAACUGGUAUGACAUCAAUACUGCUGACACUGAUAACAGGAAUAUUAUAUAUUUGUUCAAUUCCAAUUGUUAAGAGAGAACUAUACAGAUGGUUUUCACUUGCUCAUACGCUGUAUCCAAUGUUUUAUCUUCUCAUUUUUCUACAUGGAAGUGGUAGACUGAUUCAAGAACCAUUUUUCCACUAUUUUUUCUUAGUUCCAGGAAUUUUCUUUAUCGUUGAUAAAACCCUUUCUGUGACAAGAAAAAAGAUAGAAAUACCACUUCUUAGGGCAGAUUUAUUGCCGUCAGGAGUUACUAAUUUAAUAUUUCCAAAACCACUAAAUUUUAAAUAUAAAUCAGGACAAUGGAUUAGAAUUUCUUGUCCAUCAUUAGAUGCUUCUGAAUAUCAUCCUUUUACUUUAUCAUCUGCUCCUCAUGAAUCUACUUUGUCUGUGCAUAUUAGAGCUGUAGGGCCAUGGACACGUAAUCUUCGAGAAAAAUUAGAUCCAAAUAGAAGAGAAUUUGAAAUACUACCACCAAUCCAUAUAGAUGGUCCUUAUGGUGAAUCUCAUCAAAAUUGGGAUAAGUACGACUUGUCGAUCAUGGUAGCAGGAGGGAUUGGAGUUACUCCAUUUGCAUCGAUUUUAAAAGAUAUUGUGUAUAAAUCCAAUCAACGUAUAAACAUAAGCUGUAAAAAAAUUUAUUUCAUUUGGGUAACUCGAAGUCAGAAACAGUUUGAAUGGAUGGUAGAUAUUUUGAGAGAUAUUGAAAAGGCUGAUAUAAAUAAUAUGAUUUCUGCUCAUAUAUUCAUUACUCAAUUCUAUCAAAAGUUUGAUUUGAGAACAAUAUUAUUAUAUAUUUGUGAAAGACAUUUUCAAAAAGUGUCAAAUAAAUCAUUAUUUACUGGUCUAAUGGCAGUCACUCAUUUUGGACGACCGAAUUUUGCUCAAUUUUUCUCAGCAAUUCAAAGAAUUCAUCUUAAUAUAAAUAAAAUUGGUGUUUUUAGCUGUGGAUCACCAACAAUAGCUAGAUCUGUAGAUGAUGCUUGUCAAAGUCUUAACAGUAAAGAAGAUACUGACACAUUAUUUCAACAUUACUAUAAAACUUAUUAAUAUUUUAUAAUUUCUUUAAGGAUAAUUAAUUUAAAGAUAUAAGGCUUAGAACUU